Haliotis rubra (blacklip abalone) is the source of this 3816-nucleotide messenger RNA. RefSeq names its product protein mono-ADP-ribosyltransferase PARP14-like. Gene Ontology annotation, biological process: negative regulation of gene expression. Bases 2229 to 3617 code for a protein of 462 amino acids. Lineage: Eukaryota; Metazoa; Mollusca; Gastropoda; Lepetellida; Haliotidae. Gene Ontology annotation, molecular function: transcription corepressor activity; NAD+ poly-ADP-ribosyltransferase activity. Gene Ontology annotation, cellular component: cytoplasm; nucleus. The record is from RefSeq and is a predicted model, not a curated record. The transcript is spliced from 8 exons.
UGUAUAGGUACACAUCUUUAACAUUUGAUAAGUAAAAUUCUUGGUUAGAUUUCGAACCUGUGAACAUAUAUCUGCUGAUGCCGAAAGCGUAUUCAUUUAUAUAACGUCAGUGAAAACGAAUAUCCAGUUUUGACUAUCCUCAAAAGUAGAUUCCGUAAAGGGUAAAACAGCUGUUCAAAAAUAAGAAGAAUGGACCACCGGAAAUCAGUGACUGUACCAGGUAGCCCUACAGAAACCAUCCGCCAUUCACACACUUUGGUUCCAAAUGUAAGCAUUUAUAGCGAGACGCCACACGGCAGUGCUCCUGUCAUGUGGUUGCAGUCUGUGAAGAAACCAGACAAUCGAGUGAUCGAUGAACUAGAAAGUCUAGUUGUUGAUUUUGAAUUACAACUGCUGUGUAGAAGUUCAGUGAUUCCGAUGCUACCAGUAGAGAAAAACGUUGUGGAAACAGAUUUGUCUUUACAGCAUAGUCGAAGUCAGGACCAAACAUUUCUUUUGACGUUGCCUCAGAGUACGUCGUGUUACCUUUGAGGUUCUCUGUAGUCCAGUUUUCGAUAUGACAUAUAAUCUUUAACCACACUAUUUAUGAUAGAAACACAUCCAGAUUGUUUUGUAUUGCGCUGUCAUGGUGUCACAGCAAAACACGAUAGUGGGCAUCUUAUGAAUGUAUUCUAAUGACGGCAUAACCAAUGGCGAGAUAUACACAGGACAAAUCUUACGAACCGUUGCUAUCAUAAGUAGGAUGCAAGUACGAAAAGAAUAUCUUACAUCCCCUCUUUUUUAUAAGCUCAAAACACUAACCAACAAAAGAAAAUAUUGUUAUGUUAUUGUCCAUUCUGUUAUGGAUUAAAGCAGCUGACUAUUAAACAUUGUCAUAAACAAAUAAAAGUCAUUUCAAUGUUUCAAUGAUAAAACGUUCCUGCGGGUAUACUGCUACAGUUUUGAGUCAUUCAAAGUUUUAAUGGCUUAAAGAUUGCCCGACUUCUCGAUGAUGGGUAGGCAAUUGGUUGUGGAUGGUUCACUAGGACCACAGGCGUAACCUCAGACUGUGGAGAUGUAGUCUCUACAUGGGUUUUGCUCAGCUGGACUAUUGUUGCCUUUAGAAGCCAGAUGAUCUCCUGGUACACUGGAGAGAAUCUCAUUCGUGGAGAUGCAGAGUAUGAACGAGGUGUGUUGGCGUAACCUGUCCCGACACCUGGUGUCAAUCCUUUCCUUGUCUCACUCUCACACUGUCAUGUCCAUUUAGUGCAGCCCUUGGAUGUGAACAUCUGUCAUAGUAAUGCUUUUGACGCAUUUUAGAAUCCACCAUUCCCUGUGCACACUUUCACAGCUGAUGACCUUUGGUUUUAGUAAAUCUGGAUGACUGUUGGGCAGGAGAUCCCAUGUCACUAAAUGGAGUGAUUCGAUAUGAAGUAGAGACCAAUAAGGAUCAUCGCCACUUAGCUUAGCUUUAAGCAGUAGUCGUUUCACGGUCUGUACAGAUUUUUCAGCUAGACCAUUUGCUUGAGGAUACAAGAGUGAGGAGGUAAUAUGUACAAAGUCUCUGAAUUCCACUGAUGCAUACUGCGGCCCAUUAUCACUUCCGCCUGGUACACCAUGCCAUGCAAACAUCGACUUCAUGUGAGUAAUGACAGUCUUUGAAUUUGUGUUUGACAGUAAAGCAAUCUCUAUAUAUCGACUGUAGUAAUCAACUACCAGAAGAUAGUCAAGUCCAUUCAACUGGAACAAAACAGUUGCUACGAACUGCCAUGGUAACUUAGGAAUUUCACUGGGUAUCAUCGGUUCCUUGCACUGUUUCAUCCUGUGCCACCAUUCUCAACAGUUCUCUCAAUGUCAGCUAUCAUACCUUGCACUCUCUCCUUGCACUUGACAAUUCCCAUAUGGCCUGUAUGUAUCCUCUCUAACAGCUCCUUUCUCAUGGAAAUUGGAAUGACAAUUUUAUCACCCUUGCAGAUAAUUCCAUCCAUACCUCAAUUGCUUGAUACUGCUUGGAUAAUCAAAUUCUUACGCCAUCCAUUCAUGAUUAUCUUCGCAAGCAUCAAAUGUUGACCAUCCCCACUAAUUUCUUUUCUUUUCUGAUCUCUUACAGCUUCUUGUCAGAUACUGGUAGGCUGCUUGUUACCAUGUGCGCAUAUGACUCUUAAUCAACAGACAGGUCGUCUUUGUUUGACGAAGAUUCUGUGAAAUGUCUGCUACAGGAACAUUCUUCCAAGGUCCUUCGGAAAGUGAUGUUAGACUGUCUCCAGAGAGCUUCCCAGGACGCACACAAGACCAUUGCUUUUCCAGCUCUCGGUACUGGAAACCUGGGGUACCCAAAGGACGUAGUUGCCCAAACCAUGAUAGAAACUGCUCAACAGUUUCACCAAAACAACCCUGAAUCUCCUCUUGAGAAAGUGAACAUUGUGGUGCAUAAUGAUGAUGCUACGAUAUUUGAGGCUUUCCAACGCGUGAAAGAAAAAACCGACGAAGAAAUGAAGAGGAGAAUCUCUUUCAACACCCGCAGAAACAACAGAGUCUUUGAUAUUGAUGCCAUGGAAGGAGCUACAAGGGAGACAACUGGGUCACAGCCAUCACAACUGGCAAGACAGGUUACUCUUCACGUGUCCUCCGAUGACAUCCGUCAUGUGGAAACAGCUUCCAGACUGUUGGACACGUUUUGUAAAGAAGCUAUUACAACACAAUGUAAUUCAUAUGACAGUUUGAAAACUAUGAAUCAACGACAGCAGGAUAAAAUUCGGAAACUGAGUUUAAAGCACUCAAUUUCUGUUGACUUCGACCCCAUGACUGGCGAAGUUAAACUAGAAGGUCUGAAAUCGGACGUGAUGGAUGCCAUGGUCUCAGUUCACACCACAUGUAACGACAUCCUUUUACAAAAACAACGGGAUGAAAAGGCCAAACUCAUCUCGUCCUACGUGAGGUGGGAAUACACUCAUGUGUCAGGCACAGGUGCGAUUUCUCAUUAUGAUAAAUUCAUCAACCAAAAGAUUGAAAAAGCCUAUAUGGCCAAGAAGGAUUUUCUCUACCUACCAGUCAUCGAUGGCAACGAGUAUGUUCUUGAUUUUAAGAAAAUGGAAGAAAUCGAUCGGAAUAAUCAGGAAGAUCGGGUUCGUGUCAUCAGGAAAGAUUUAACAGAAGGGACAAUAUUUGAAACACCUUCGUACUGGUCUCCAGUGGACACAGAAUGUGAAAUGAUUGAACUCAAGAAGAAAACGAGCGAAUACAGGAAAGUUGAGGAGGCAUUUUCAAACAGUGUCGGAAGACAAAUAACAAUCCUCAAGAUAAAGCGGAUUCAGGCUCAGUGGUUAUGGAAACUUUAUGUGAUAAAGAGACAACAUCUAGAAAAACAACAACAACAGAAUCCAGCUGCAGAAGUCAAUACUGAACGCGUACUCUGGCACGGUACAAGCAUGGAUGCAAUUCCGUGUAUAGCAAAGAAUGGUUUCAAUCGCAGCUAUAGUGGAAAGAAUGCGACCGCAUUCGGAAAGGGUGUGUACUUUGCAGUCAGCGCUUCUGUCUCUGACAAGGACAAGUAUUCUGAGCCAGACAGUCAGGGUCACAAGCACAUGUUCCAGGCCCGAGUCCUCACGGGAAAUUACUGUAAGGGACGAAUGAAAUGAAUGUUCCACCGAUGAUAGAUUCGGAGAAUCAAACAUUCUAUGAUUCGGUGGUGGAUAACACCGAAGCUCCCGUCAUGUUCAUCAUUUUCCAUGAUGCCCAAGCAUAUCCAGAAUAUCUUAUCACCUACAACUGAUACCCCCAGCAUAUCUAAAAUACCAUGUCAGUGACGCCCAACAUUAUCCAGUAUAUUAUAUAUAU